AUGAACCACGGACGAGUUCCCAGCAGCAGCAGUAGCAGCGACCCCGCAGGCGCGCACUUGCUGAGCUCGCUGCACCGCUGCGCUAUUGCACUGUGCUCCAACCAGGCCGUGGCGGAAGGCGUGUGCUCAAUGCACUUGUCCCGUAACGGACCCGCUAGCAGCAGUAGUGGGGCUGUCAGGGACAGUCGCGUCAGUAGCGCACGUGGCCCUCCGCCAUUCUCCGCUACUGUCGACGACCCCAUGACCGAAGACCGGUACUACCACUCCAGCUCUCCCGCUGCGCUGCAGCCACGUGCUGGACCAGCUGUGAAGAAGCACAAGUCGUCGCCUGUCGAGCCUGUGAAUCGCUACGUGAUGGACAAUUCAGGUGCCGGACUGACCCGCGAGAGUUUGAAAGAGAUGGUUAACCAGAUGCAGUACUCAAAGAGCUCGGGGGUUUCCGCCUAUGAGAAUGAUCCGUACGUGACAGCCCAGGGGUCGGGCAGCACGAAUGGAUCCAAUCGCUCCGAGUCGGACGGGUCGGUAGACGAGACGAACUUACGACGUGAACGGAAUCGUAUUGCCGCGCGCAAGAGUCGGCAGCGCAAACUCGACCGCAUUUCGAACCUCGAAGAUGAAAAGAUGCGACUUGAGCAGCACCGGGACAUGCUCGUGCAGGAGAUCCGAAGUCUGGAAAAGAAAGAUGUUGGCACUGCUUCUAGUGUGGUGCUGACCAUCACGGACAAAGAGUACCAGCAGCUUCAGAGCAAGCGGCUGCAGAUCAUCAAGUGUGUGGAAGAGGCUUACAACUCGGGUGACAUUCUAUCGACGAUCAAAUUCUUCCGCGACGACUCGGUCGUCAGCGGUCCGCAGAACUCGUCAGUGCACUUGCGUGGAAAGGACGCUCUUGUACUUGACUACCUAUGUACGACGUACUUGUUCGAUGACGUCCGACUUCACCAUGCCAAAGUAGACUGCGGUGGCCCCCGUAGUCAGCACUUCCGCGUGCACUGGACACUCUCGGGCAUUAUCAAGAGUGCUGGCGUCUGUAUGAACAAGGAGUUCCUGGAGCUGAUUGAGAGCGUGAAGAGCUGCCGUGUGACCAUUGAGGGGGUCAGCAACUUUUCGUUCAGCGGUGACAAAAUUGUGUAUGUGCACCGCACGGCCGACCAGGCCAAAUUUCUGUCGGCGCUCGUCAACUUGAGUAAGCGGUAG
This is a messenger RNA of Peronospora matthiolae, 1194 nucleotides long. Lineage: Eukaryota; Oomycota; Peronosporomycetes; Peronosporales; Peronosporaceae. The record is from the annotation of a GenBank genome assembly.